GUUGCCACCAGCAACAAGCAAGUCUGCUCAACUACUUUCAAUCCAUCGAAGACAAUCCCCGCCUUAAGUAAAAUUGGAAAUCUGUCUUUUGACAAAACUUCAACAUCAUCAAAUCCAGCUGCCAGUGGCUUUACAGGCAAUCUGCUUCAUUUCGGCUCAAAUCGAAGCUGUACAGUGCAUAUCGUCGGCGCGCCUAGUGUACUCUCCUUCCGACAUCAUCAGCUCACACAACAGCUGUGUGCUCAGGUUGCAUCCACGCAGGCAGCGCCGCAUGUCCUGGGCUAAGACGUGAUCAAAAACCCUCUGCGUUUCUAUCUGUGUCGCUCUCAACACCUCGUUUCCAGCUGUCGGUUAAAUUCGCGAACGAACAUGUCGGACACCGAGAGCUUGGAUUAUCUCCAGCCUGGCUUCGAGCCAACCUCGCUGACGAUGCCUCGGCUGCGGUCGAUUCUUGUCGCACACAACAUUCACUACCCGUCGACUGCCAAGAAGGCGCAACUGGUUGAAAUCUUCAAUGACAACGUUGUGCCACAGUCUAGGAAGAUUCUGGCACAACGCGCACGGGCGAAGAGGAGCAGCAAAGGUAUUACCGAUGCUGAAAGCUCGCAGAGCAGCAGUGCUUUUACCGACCACGACAACCUCCCGCCGCCAUCCACUCGUACUCGACGAUCUCAAUCGCCCAGAAAGGCGACACAGAAGUUCAGGUCGGAGGAGCCAGAGCGUCAAAUGAUGCCGCCAACCGCCAGCCCAUUGAAGCGAAAGCCGCGGGCUCCCAUUCGACAGGCGCAAGCGUCAGACACAGAUACCAAUACUGAGCCUGACCAUACAGUGUCUGCAAGGAAGGUGCGAAGGGCGAAUGAAGUCAUCUCGCAGUUAAAAGUCGAAAGCUCCGAUGAAGGCUUCUUCAGACGGACCACAGGCGCUUUCACCUCGGACAACCCAUUUCAGAGCGGUAGCUCAUCGCCCCUGCCGGAGAAGACGCCCACCAACCGGAGGAGGACAGCAGGCCACGAGAACAAUCGGCCGACGAGCAGGCCAACCAGUAGUUCGUCGCGACGGCGCACUGAUUUCCCCACCUUCUCGGGCGACGACGAGGAGAACAUGUCCAAGGCUUUCCAAGUUCCUGUCAGCAGACUGAUGCACAAUAGGACGCCCGAGCCACGCGCUGAGACUCCGGAACCCAUGGAUGAACCUGGAGAAGAAUUUACACCCGAGGAACAGCUCGAACUUGCUGCUGAGGAGGCUAUACGGGGCGAAACGACCGUGAUUACGCGCAGGCAGCCCCGUCAACCCAACGGAGCAAGCUGGAGCACUUCACUCUCGGUCAUGUUUCUCACGCUACUUAGUGUAUUUGCCGGUUGGUAUCGCCAGGAAAAGAUUGCAGUCGGUUACUGUGGCGUAGGCAAACACGUAAGCUCAAUCCCAAGUGAGAUUUCUGUUCCGGAAUGGGCACAGUCCGUCCUUCCGUCAGAGAUUAGCGUCCCGCCUUCCGUCUCGGACGCCCUGGAGCCCAAAUGUGAGCCUUGUCCUCCUCAUGCGUACUGUUACGAUGAUUUCACGGUUCGCUGUGAGCAGGAUUAUAUCUUGAAAGCGCAUCCUUUGGCUCUAGGAGGCCUGGUUCCUCUGCCUCCCACAUGCGAGCCUGAUGGAGAGAAGGUCCGCCGGGUGCAGGCCGUCGCAAACAGAGCUGUCGAAGAGCUGCGUGAACGCACUGCUAAGUUCGAGUGCGGCCAACUGGUCGACGUAAGCGGCGGAAAGGCUGCAACACCUGCUAUAGAGGAGCAGGAACUCAAAGAGAUUAUCAACCAGAAGAGAAGCAAGAAAAUGAAUAAUCAGGAAUUUGAGGAUCUGUGGGGGGCCGCCAUUGGGGAGAUUAAAGGCCGAGAGGAGGUACAGGUCGAGGUCCAGGAAGUACGAGAUUCCGGAAGCGUUCCAAACACCCUCUUCACGUCCACCUCUCUCGCUCGCAUUUCACUCACGUGUGCGGUCCGAAGAUCAAUCCGACUCGGACUGGCACGAUAUCGUCUCCAGAUUAGCGCUCUGAUCUCAAUAUUUCUUACGGCACUCUAUGGUCGCUCACGCUUCCUCGCAAACCGCGCCGCUGCUGCCCAGGUUCCGGGGCUCGUGGACCUCGUCCUGGAGAGACUGGCAAACCAGAAGCAAGUCGCAGAUGAUGAGGAUGAUCCGUGGCUGUUUCUGCCCCAUCUUAGGGAUGAUGUACUGAGGAGCAUACACUCACUCAACCAACGGGAGAAGAUUUGGAAGCGCGUCCGUGCCGUGGUCGAGCAGAAUAGCAAUGUCAGGACUGGCCAGCGUGAAGGCCGCAGUGGGGAGGUUGGGAGAGCAUGGGAGUGGAUUGGCCCUUCGACUGGUGACAGCGCGCGUAGGCGCAAGGGCGGCCGAGUGUCUUCAAACCCGGAUGUGAAGGAUGAGGAGGACUCGGAGAUGGGGGAGAAAUCUUACCUUCAUCAGAAGUGGGAGGAGUCGAGACCAAUAUACUAAGUGCCUGAAAGGGCAAGAGGCGGAACGGCGUUCAGAAUGAUCUGAAGAACUUUGGCUUCGCUUCACUACGCCGAGUCAUAGCAUACCAAACUUUCAGGUCCCGCCUCCACCUGUUCCAAUCUCGUCUUUGUUC
This is a messenger RNA of Pseudomassariella vexata, 2635 nucleotides long. Its product is annotated as Man1-Src1p-C-terminal domain-containing protein. Lineage: Eukaryota; Fungi; Ascomycota; Sordariomycetes; Amphisphaeriales; Pseudomassariaceae. The transcript is spliced from 2 exons. Gene Ontology annotation, cellular component: nuclear inner membrane. The record is from RefSeq and is a predicted model, not a curated record. Bases 370 to 2502 code for a protein of 710 amino acids. Gene Ontology annotation, molecular function: chromatin binding.